AUGACCAACCCUGCGGCCGCGCAGAACCAGGAGAUAGACUGCCUAAGUCCAGAAGCUCAGAGACUGGCGGAGGCCAGGUUGGCGGCGAAGCGCGCAGCUCGUGCGGAGGCCCGAGAGAUCAGGAUGAAGGAGCUAGAGCGGCAGCAGAAGGAGAUCUAUCAGGUUCAAAAGAAAUACUAUGGGCUGGAUACAAAAUGGGGCGACAUCGAGCAGUGGAUGGAAGAGAGUGAGCGCUAUUCUCACAGAUCCAGAAGAAACACGUCGGCGUCUGAUGAAGAUGAGCGCAUGUCAGUGGGUAGCCGCGGAAGUCUGAGGUCGCAGCCUGACUUGGAGUACGGGGGUCCCUACGCCUGGACAAAUGGGUAUGAUGGAGACUUAUAUGGAUCACAGUCCCUGAGUAGAAGAUCUGGCAGGAAUUCCAGCUACAGCGGUGAUAGCCGAUUCUCCACUUUGUCAUCAUCCAGAGAGGACACCUUGGGACUUUCCUGCUCAGACCUCGGGCUUCGCAGUCGUGGCCUGGCUCUCAAACCCCUGUCUGCCCAGAAUGGAAACCGGCCCUCCUACCUGUACAGCGCUGCCCGGCCGGCGGGGAGUAACCGGGCGUCUGUGUCCGGCGAGAGCAGUCUCAGUGGGGCUCGGCGGGGCAGUGCCUGCUGUUCUCAGGCUGCUUCGGAGCUCAGCGGCCACUUCAAGUCCAGCUCCCGCGCCUCCUCCAGAGCCAGUUCUGCGCGGGCCAGCCCAGUGGUUGAAGAGAGACCAGAAAAAGACUUCACUGAAAAGGGGUCUCGCAGCCUGCCCGGCCUGUCUGCAGCCACGCUGGCCUCCCUGGGUGGGACUUCCUCUCGGAGGGGCAGUGGGGACACCUCCAUCUCCAUUGACACCGAGGCUUCCAUCCGGGAGAUCAAGGAACUCAAUGAAUUAAAGGACCAGAUUCAGGAUGUAGAAGGCAAAUACAUGCAGGGAUUGAAAGAGAUGAAGGACUCCCUAGCAGAAGUUGAGGAGAAAUACAAGAAGGCUAUGGUUUCCAACGCCCAGCUAGACAAUGAGAAGACGAACUUCAUGUACCAGGUCGACACGCUAAAGGACAUGCUGCUGGAGCUGGAAGAGCAGCUGGCCGAGUCCAGGCGGCAAUACGAGGAGAAGAGCAAAGAAUUUGAAAGGGAAAAGCAUGCCCACAGUAUACUCCAGUUUCAGUUUGCUGAAGUGAAAGAGGCCCUGAAGCAAAGAGAAGAAAUGCUUGAGGAAAUCCGACAGCUACAGCAGAAACAGGCGAGUUAUAUCAGGGAGAUUUCUGAUCUUCAGGAAACAAUAGAGUGGAAAGACAAAAAAAUAGGGGCUCUAGAGAGACAGAAAGAGUUCUUUGAUUCCGUGAGGAGUGAACGAGACGAUCUUAGAGAAGAAGUAGUCAUGCUGAAAGAGGAAUUAAAGAAACAUGGAAUAAUACUAAAUUCAGAAAUAGCUACCAAUGGAGAGAUGCCAGACACUCUGAACAGCAUUGCCUUGCAAACUUCCACAAAAAUGACGAAGGAAGAGCUGAAUGCCCUCCAGGCGACAGGGGACGGGACCCUUGAUAUUAGGUUGAAAAAGCUUGUUGACGAACGGGAAUGCUUAUUGGAACAGAUUAAGAAACUCAAGGGGCAGCUGGAAGAGAGACAGAAGAAUAUCAGAUUAGACACUCUGCACCCGGAAGAUGGUGUCUUACAAAAUGGGACGGACGUGCACGUGAUGGAUCUACAGAGGGAUGCCAACAGACAGAUCAGCGACCUCAAAUUUAAACUUGCAAAAUCUGAGCAAGAGAUAACUGCAUUAGAACAAAAUGUCAUAAGGUUAGAAAGUCAAGUAUCACGUUAUAAACAGGCUGCUGAAAAUGCUGAAAAAAUAGAAGAUGAACUUAAGGCUGAAAAACGGAAACUCCAAAGAGAGCUUCGCUCUGCACUGGACAAAACAGAAGAGCUCGAGGUGAGCAACGGCCACUUAGUGAAGCGUCUGGAGAAGAUGAAAGCCAACAGGAGCGUCCUUUUGUCCCAGCAGUGA
Molecule: messenger RNA, 2034 nt
Organism: Rangifer tarandus platyrhynchus (Svalbard reindeer)
Lineage: Eukaryota; Metazoa; Chordata; Mammalia; Artiodactyla; Cervidae
Source: the annotation of a GenBank genome assembly